Candidula unifasciata is the source of this 789-nucleotide messenger RNA. Lineage: Eukaryota; Metazoa; Mollusca; Gastropoda; Stylommatophora; Geomitridae. The record is from the annotation of a GenBank genome assembly.
GUUCACUGUAGUCUCCCGCCACAUCUGCAAAACGGCAUCGCUUUCCGCGAGGAUGGGAAGCAUUGUGGAGGGUGUCUGAACUACGAACCUCGUCAUUCUCCCAGCCAUUUCACUAUUAGCCCGGUGAACUGUUCCACGGAAGCCAACGAGAACAAAGACUACAGAAACAUCCCCAUACACUACAGCUGUCUGGCCACCUUUCAGUUCCACAACAACACCCAUUUGGCGGUGACCAAGACCAUCAACUUCGUCAAAGGAAUGGGCCAGUACCUGGUGUGGAUUUUCACACCAGAUCAUCACAUCAAGGUCAUGAAAGCUGCAGACACCUUCCUCUUCGAACACAACCCCAUGCUUAAAUCCGAAUUCAUCCAGGCUCAAUUCUCCAUCCUUCGCGGCGAAAACCUGCAGUGUCGUAAUCUGUUUUCUCGUCAUCGUCCUACGACCACUACCAACACAUACCAUCCCAAAGCCAACUUCGGGAACAAGCCUGACCAGGAAUACAACCACGGAGAGCAUGCGGACAUCAAGCACGACGACUCAGUCACCGGACCAGCGGUCAACGGAGAUGACCAUAUCCCUUAUGGCCCAGAAAAUGGCGCAGAUUCGCAAAUAAGCUCCCCCAAAAUGACCAACCCUCGAUUUGAUAAUUCUCAAGGAGAAAAUAUUGACAACAGGAACAAUGCUAGAAGUAGAAACUGCGUGUGUGUACAUUCAAUUCUUUGGAACAUAUUUGUGGCAGUUCUAGUAGUCUUGACCUCUCAUCGGACAUGUUUGCUUUUUGCUCAAUAA